Tremella mesenterica DSM 1558 is the source of this 2918-nucleotide messenger RNA. RefSeq lists its product as uncharacterized. Gene Ontology annotation, biological process: isoprenoid biosynthetic process; 'de novo' L-methionine biosynthetic process; transsulfuration. The record is from RefSeq and is a predicted model, not a curated record. The coding region runs from base 49 to 2790 and encodes 913 amino acids. NCBI's taxonomy places the organism in Eukaryota, Fungi, Basidiomycota, Tremellomycetes, Tremellales, Tremellaceae. Gene Ontology annotation, cellular component: cytoplasm. Gene Ontology annotation, molecular function: pyridoxal phosphate binding; mevalonate kinase activity; ATP binding. The transcript is spliced from 9 exons.
GUACAAUCUUAUGUUUAUACAACAAACUUUCCCCCCUCAUCCACCAUCAUGCCAUUCGCAGUCCGUUAUCCCCCUUCUCCCUCUGAGACUUCUCUCGCUACCUCCAUAUUCGAAACCACUCCUGCAAAGUCUGUCUCGGAAGAGGAGGCUCAUCUAGCCAGGUCGGCGAAAUGGCAAUUCUCCACCCUUUGCGCUUCGGUCGAUAACAAGGAUCAGUAUGGUUCUAGCGCUGUCCCUAUAUAUCAAACCGCGACUUUCAAAGGUAUGGAUGGACCGUAUGACUACACUCGCUCCGGUAAUCCCACCAGAGGAGCUCUUGAAGCGCAUCUAGCCAAGUUGUAUGGCGCACAUGCUUGCUACGCUCUAUCCACGGGCAUGACAUGUCUGGAUGUCAUCCUGAGAUUGGUCAAACCAGGGGAAACCGUGUUGGCAGGUGACGAUCUGUAUGGGGGUACUAAUCGUCUCUUGACUUACAUCGGUACACAUGGUGGAGUCGACGUCAGGCACGUUGACACCACUCGGUUGGACGAAUUGGAACCUCAUCUUGGCCCAGGAAACAAAGUCAAGAUGGUUCUGCUGGAAUCCCCAACCAACCCCUUAUUGAAGAUCGCCGAUAUCCCCACCAUCUGCGCCGCGGUCAAAGCCGCAGCUCCUUCAGCCCUUAUCGUCGUCGACAACACGAUGAUGUCUCCUUACCUUCAACGUCCCCUCAACCUCGGAGCUGACAUAGUUUACGACUCUGGUACAAAGUACCUAUCUGGUCACCACGACUUGAUGGCAGGUAUCAUCGCAGUCGGUGAGCCUGAAGUCGCUAAAAGUAUCGCGUUCCUUAUCAACGCCGUCGGCUGCGGUCUGGCACCAUUCGACUGUUUCCUUCUUUUGCGAGGAAUCAAGACCAUGUCGGUCAGGAUGGAUCGACAGAUCGCCACUGCCGAACUCGUGGCGCUUUAUCUACACGAGCUCGGAUUUCUCGUUCAUUAUCCCGGUUUGAAGAGCCAUCCAAAGCGGGACAUACAUUACAAACAAGCUACGGGCGCCGGAGCAGUGUUGAGUUUCACGACCGGGGAUAAGUCACUCAGUGAGAAAGUUGUAGGCAGUGCUAGAUUAUGGGGUAUCAGCGUUUCCUUCGGAGCUGUCAAUAGUUUGAUUAGCAUGCCGUGUCUCAUGUCUCAUGCUUCCAUAUCGGCAGCUGUCAGAGCCGAACGCGGCUUGCCUGAGGAUUUGAUCCGUUUAUGUGUCGGUAUAGAAGACCCUCGAGAUCUCAUCGAUGAUCUCGAGCAUUCACUUUUCGCAGGAGGCGCCAUAGUGCCUGAUCUAUCACAUCCUACUCUCUCCCACCCGCGCAUGGCAAAUCUGUACGAACUAGGUCGCGAACAUCGAGAACACUGGGUUAUUGAACGAGCUCGUGCAUACAAGAGAUCACUACCGGAAAAUGCUAUACAGAAGCUUGUGGACGGUGUCAAGCGUGGUCUUGGUUUUUCAAGUAUACCGCGUAAACAACUGGCCAACGAGAUCACGGUAUCUGCCCCAGGCAAAGUUAUCCUCUUUGGCGAGCAUGCCGUCGUACAUGGAGUGACCGCCAUCGCGUCCAGCGUGGACCUUCGUUGUUAUGCGGUACUCACUCCACGGUCUGAUCACAAGAUCGCUCUCGAGGCGUCAGACUCUAGUAUCGAAUUGGAAUGGGAUAUAUCGGCUUUACCUUGGAAUCUGCUUCCUCUAGGUGGCGAUCGUGGCAAGAAAGAAGCGGACAAAGAGUUAGAUUCUGCUCUUUUACACUCGAUCGAAGCUCUGGUCGAGGAUUUAAAUGUGAACAAGACGGGGAAAGGCGCGAGUGUCACUUUAUUGUACACUUACAUGCUCAUGGCGGGUAAUGACGUCAAUGCGCCCGGUGUCACUCUCACCGUUUCAUCUACCCUUCCCAUCGGUGCCGGCUUAGGAUCAUCGGCCGCUUAUUCCACUUGCGUAUCUACAUCCCUUCUCCUUGCCCACUCUUACAUCGAUCCUCCUAAGAACGGUUUUGAUCCAGCUACGAGAGAUGUGGUGGACAGUUGGGCAUUCCUGUGCGAGAAGAUCUUGCAUGGGAAUCCGAGCGGAAUAGAUAAUGCCGUAUCGGUCAGAGGUGGAGCGGUCGCUUUCACUCGUGCUAUGGGAGGGCGGGCUGGUGGCUUGGAGGGCCUUCAUGGAUUCUCAUCCAUUCGUCUUCUCCUCACCAACACGCUAGUUCCUAGAGACACAAAGUCUCUCGUUGCCCGGGUUUCCGCCAAGCGUUUGGCCGAACCUGAAGUCGUUGACCCAAUCUUGAAAUCCAUUCAGACCAUCUCUGACGAAGCCAAGACUCUUCUAUCCGGAAAGUCCGACGUUGGUCGACAGGCCCUCGUGCUCCGACUGGAGACUCUCAUCAGAGAGAAUCAAGUUUACUUGACCCAACUUGGUGUCUCGCACCCUUCGUUGGAGAUGAUCGUCGCUGCAACAAAUGGUGAACCAUUCAACCUAGCUACAAAAUUGACAGGAGCAGGUGGUGGAGGCUGCGCAUUGACUCUCAUUCCUGAUGGCUUCCCCGAAACCUCUCUCCAAGCCCUCAUGGAAGAUCUCACCAAUCUUGGCUUUCAACCACAUCUCACUACUCUAGGCGGGUCAGGCGUAGGGUUCCUCCUCUCGCCCACAUCGGAUGAAAGAAUAAAAUCGGAUACUGGGGAGGGUAUGACAAUACCUAAACGGUCCGGUUUGAGGGAUGCGGGAUCCGAUGGGUUGGCAAAUUGGGCGGAGAGUCUAGGUACAUGGGUGUACUAGGUUUUUCUUCUCUCCGAAGUUGCGACAUCUAUGUUCCAUCAUUGUUUAGGGUCAUAGAUAUUUCCUGUGACAUACGAUUUCAGUUACGGUUGUAAAUGUCAACGAAUGCAUGGUGUCCAGCAACUGUC